CACUCUGAUUGGAGGAGGACCAUGUGGGCGUGGUCAUAUCAUACAGAAGUGCUUUCCGGUAAGGAGUGCAUGCGUCAUUCUCUCCUAAAGAGGAGCGUUCACAUCUAAGUUUCUUUGAAGAUUAAGCAAGAACCGUGUCCACUGCAACCACUUGAUUAGUCUUGAAACAAAAUUCCCCAAAAUUUUGUUUCAUUGUUGUGCUCUGUAGGAAGAAUCUUUUUUUUGUUGUUGCAAACACCCAUAAAAUAGACACAGAAUGGAAAGAGGAGACGUUGUACUCAAGGCCAAAUUGGCUGAGCAAGCUGAGCGCUAUGAUGAUAUGGUGGCUUGUAUGAGGGAAGUGACCAAGGCUGGCCACGAACUCUCUAACGAAGAAAGGAACUUGCUGUCUGUUGCCUACAAGAACGUCGUGGGCACACGCAGGUUGGCCUGGAGGGUCAUAUCCAACAUUGAGAGUAAUACUGAAGAGAGUGACAAGAAGCCUGAGGUGAUCAAAGAAUACCGAGAGAAAGUGGAGCAAGAACUCAGAGAGAUCUGCAAUGAUGUACUGGAGCUGCUGAGUAAAUAUCUAAUAGAAAAUUCCACGAAUCCUGAAAACAAGGUGUUUUACCUGAAGAUGAAGGGAGACUAUUUCAGAUACCUUGCUGAAGUGGCCCCUAAAGAUGAUAAAUCUGCUAUAGCUGACUCUCAGAAAGCCUACCAAGAGGCAUUUGAUCUGAGCAAGAGUGAGAUGCAGCCAACACACCCCAUUCACCUGGGCCUCGCCCUGAACUUUUCUGUCUUCUACUACGAGAUUCUCGGCUCUCCAGACAAGGCUUGCAACCUUGCCAAAGAGGUUCUUGAAAAAGCCUCAGCAGAGGUCAAUUCACUUAAUGAAGAGUCUUUUAAAGACAGCACCAUCAUCAUACAGCUGCUGAGAGACAACCUCUCGUUAUGGACAUCUGAUAAAGGAGAGGAAAAUGAAAGUCAGCAGAGCUGAAACUUCCCUGCCUUCAGAUUAGAUGGGGGGGACAAAUUAUCUAAUAGGAUGAAAAUCAUACUUUUAAAAAUCCAUCACCUUAUACAGUUGACUACUGCACAUCAGUGGUGCUAAUUAUGCUACGUUAUAGGUUAUACCAUUGUUAGUCAGUCAAAGUUCUAAUGCUUUUAAUGCAAAAGCAAAAAAAAACAAAAAAACCCAAAAUCUCAAGAUUCUCCCUUGGGGAAAUUAAGAAUUCACAUUUACACCAGUAGAUUUUACUUUAACAUUUGAGUAAUGUGUUUUGCCUACAGGUUAUACAGUAUAUGCAUAUAGUUCAAUAUGCUCAUUUGUAUCAUGGCUUUAGCAAUGAUUUGGUGACUUAUUGGUGUAAUUUCUUAAUGGGGAAUCAAAUGCUGAGUUUCUGAUCUUUAGAAUGAUGGGGCUAUCUGUAUCUUUUGUACUGAAGCAACUACUGAUGAUAUUCAAAAGUCCCAAAUGCUUGGUCAUAUGCACAACCCAAAAACUCGCAUGAAAACAACAACCAUUACAAAAAAUUUGAAUGUAAAUUCAAACAUUUAACAUCAACCAGUAAAACUCAGGAAUGAGGCUCUCAGAUUUUCCAAGAUCUAAAAAAUUUUUUCAAUAGAUUUUCCAAGUUGAGAAAGGCCAAAAUCUUAAAAGGAUUUCAGUUCACACUUUCAUAACAGUCAUAACCAUAAUUAUAUGGCACUUCAAAUUGUAACCCAUUAGUGGUAUGAUUUGGAAGAUGAGUAAUAUAAAAUGUAUACAAAAUGUUAUUAUUUUAUAUUACUUUUUAUAUUACCAUGUUUUAUAAAAAAUAAAAAACUUGGUAAUAUCUAAGCCUUCAGGUUGAAUGAGUACAGAGUGGAGUGAUGUGCAAGAGCUCGACAAAAACAAAAGCUCUGUGACGAACAAUAUCCAACAUGUGACGACAACAAUGUGGUAAAUGUAGAUUCGGCUACUCAUUGUCUAAUAGAGAAAAAUACUUGAGUGUUCAUCAGUAUAAAAUAACACAAUUGUCCUAUUGUAUGUGCACAGCUAUUAAUUCUGCAUUUUAUCAGCAUUCUUUCAACAUUGAACAUGAAUUUAUUAACUUUUUACAGUUUGGUAAUUUUAUUGCUUUUGAUAGUGGCUUAAAUUCAAGGCUUAUGUUGCAUGAAUUAGAAAUGAAACAAGCAGCAGUUUGAUAUUUUAACAAUGAAUGGUAUGGAAGUUAAAUAAGGUAUGUUCUCAUGCAUGUUCUUAUGGAUAUAAAUAAUCCUCCAAAUAAUGUCAUGGCAAGAACAGUUUAAUACUUUUCAUAGCAUGCUGGAUAAAUGUGAGAGUUUGAGUGGGUGCUCAGAUAGAUUUUGGAACACAAAUUUGUUUUGCUAGUCAACAAUUACAGUCAUAAUCACCUUCUUGUCUGUUCAUGGUUCACAUCUGUUAUCCUAAUGCCACCUUUAUAAAAUGACAACUGAAUUGGAAUUGAAAAAAGAAAAUGGAAAUGUUGCAGAAAUAAAGAUGGGAAACACUU
Molecule: messenger RNA, 2498 nt
Organism: Ictalurus punctatus (channel catfish)
Lineage: Eukaryota; Metazoa; Chordata; Actinopteri; Siluriformes; Ictaluridae
Gene: ywhaqb
Product: tyrosine 3-monooxygenase/tryptophan 5-monooxygenase activation protein, theta polypeptide b
Exons: 6
Coding region: 257-979 (240 amino acids)
Biological process (GO): signal transduction
Cellular component (GO): cytoplasm
Source: RefSeq, a predicted model, not a curated record